AUGAAUCAGACAAGUAUGGAGGAGCUCCUGGCAGCGAACGCGGCUGCCGCCCAGGAACUCCGCGGUGUUGCCGUGCUGGAUGUGCCUGCCUUCGACCCUGAUGGCCCUCUGCGGACGUCCAGCAGCAACAGAAAUGACAGCAGUGCGAUGAUGUCCGAGGCGAUGCGACGACGCGCGAACGUGCUGUGCCGAGCCCUGUACCCACGUACUGCACCACCCUCCACCGCCGCCGUCGCGACAUCCUCCAAUAGCGGCGUCGAAGCAGAUGCCGCUACGCAGACCGAUCCUUCCGUCCGCGAUGUAGUACGUCAAGGUAUCUUGGCCGUGGUUAGCAACACAUCCGGUGAAGGGGCCAGCAAGCCCUCUGCGUCGGCGAGCAGCGGCGUGCUGACGUACAAGCGGGCUCGCGACGGUGACGACAUUCUGUCGGUGAAUCCGGAGCAGCUAAAGGCCCGCAGCGCUGUUGUUGUGUCGAAGGCAGCCGCGGAGGAGGCGGACGCGCGGAAGUACUCUCCUCCGCCAAAGUGGAGGCUGGCAAAGGUGCUUGUUGGCCAUCAAGGCUGGGUCUGGGCGACGGCUGUAGAGCCUGGCAACAAGUGGUUUGCGACCGGCAGCUUUGAUGCCAUCAUCAAGGUAUGGGAUCUCGAAACAGGGGUGCUCAAGAUGAACUUGACGGGGCACAAGGAGGCCGUUCGGUCUAUCUCGCUCAGUAAGGUGUCUCCGUACAUGUUCAGCGGCAGCGACGACCACUCCGUCAAAUGCUGGGAUCUCGAGCGCAACGAGGUGGUGCGCGAGUUUUUUGGACACAAGAGCGCAGUGCACUGCGUCGCGGCCCAUCCGUCAUUGGAUGUGGUCAUUAGUGGCAGCCGCGACAACACGGUGCGUGUCUUUGACCUGCGCUCCCGGGCUGUCGUGCACACGAUGUUGGGACACACCGACAGUGUGAUGUCGCUGGUGGUGCAGCAGGAGGAGCCUCAGGUGAUCUCCGGUGGUAGCGAUGGGUUCAUCUAUCUAUGGGAUUUGGCGUCCGGCAAACCGCUUCAGCGGCUCACGCGUCACAAGAAGCCGGUCCGUGGACUGGCCUUCACCGCCGCCGGCGACGCGCUCGUGUCGUGUGGUGCCGACGAGGUGCGUGUAUGGAAGCUGCCGUCAGGCGACUUUGUCACGAACGCCAGCACGCGCGUUCUCGAUGACCACAAAAGCAGGAGUGCCACAAGCGCCUCCGCGAAUGGUGCUGACGAGGUGGGAGAGUACUCGUACCGGUGGAGCUGCUGCGCAGUGAGCCCACGCAAUGUGUUGGCCGUCGGCAGUCAAGAUGGCGAGUUGGCGUUUUAUGAUUGGAACAUUCCGCAGCCGAGGCGAGUGGCGGGGAAGCACUACGCGCCGUACCAGUGGACGAAAACAAAGUCGCUGCCAGGUACGCUGCACGGUGAGGGCGGCAUCAAUGCUAUCACCUACGACGUCUCGGGCACUCGCCUCAUCACGGCAGAGAGUGACAAGAGCGUCAAGAUAUGGCGAAUGCGCGACUAA
Leishmania mexicana MHOM/GT/2001/U1103 is the source of this 1530-nucleotide messenger RNA. RefSeq lists its product as hypothetical. The record is from RefSeq and is a predicted model, not a curated record. Gene Ontology annotation, molecular function: protein binding. Gene Ontology annotation, biological process: mRNA splicing, via spliceosome. Bases 1 to 1530 code for a protein of 509 amino acids. NCBI's taxonomy places the organism in Eukaryota, Euglenozoa, Kinetoplastea, Trypanosomatida, Trypanosomatidae. Gene Ontology annotation, cellular component: Prp19 complex; precatalytic spliceosome; catalytic step 2 spliceosome. The transcript has a single exon.